GAGUAUAAUCAGUUACCAUGACGACAGGCACCACGUGGACGCUCUUGACAGGUCGCCUCAGUCUGUGCUGUAGUCUUGUCAUUGUCACAUGCUAGUUAUUCUGCCACGUCACUUCCAUCACUACAACUAUUUCAACGUACAGUCUUCGGAAACAUGAAGGUGGUGGGGCUCAUCUGGGUUGUCCUAGCCCUGGUCAGCUGUGCACUGGGUUCUGUGCCAUUUUUAAUUGAUAAUAACAAAUUAACAACAGACGAUUUUCAACCUCAGCAAAUUCACAUUGCCAUAGGAGAAACAAGCCAAGAUAUAGUGGUCACCUGGACAACACCAAAUGAAACACCGGCAUCUGUUGUUGAAUUUGGGACACAAGACCUCACCACCUCAACACAGGGCAGCAGUGUAAUUUUUACUGAUGGAGGGGAUGAACACCGUCAAAUGUGGAUACAUAGAGUGACCCUGAAGGAUCUUCUGCCAGAUACUGUAUACUGGUAUCACUGUGGAAGUACUCUUGGCUGGUCUGAGGUUUUUUUAUUCAAAACCUGGAAGAAUGGUACUGACUGGCCAGUCUCUGUUGCCAUGUAUGGGGACAUGGGUGCAGUCAAUCCACAGUCACUUUCCAGGCUGCAGGAGGACACUCAGAGGGGAAUGUAUGAUGCUGUGAUCCAUGUUGGGGACUUUGCUUAUGACAUGGAUUCAAACAAUGCUGAAGUUGGAGACGAGUUCAUGCGACAGAUUCAACCAAUUGCUGCCUAUGUGCCAUACAUGACCUGCCCGGGUAACCAUGAACAGAAAUACAACUUCAGCAACUACCGAGCAAGGUUCAGCAUGCCCAACUAUCAAGACACAGAGAGUUUGUUUUUCAGCUGGAAUAUGGGUCCAGUACAUUUUAUUUCUGUCAACACUGAGGCUUACUACUUCCUUGAGUAUGGAAUAAAGCCUCUCUCUCGGCAGUAUGCCUGGCUUAUCAGUGAUUUGGAGGAAGCAACAAAGCCUGAGGUCCGUGCUGUACGCCCUUGGAUUAUAUUGUUUGGGCACCGUCCUAUGUACUGUUCCAAUUCUGAUCAUGAUGACUGCACCAGGGUCCAAUGUCUCACUCGUGUUGGUUUACCACUAAUACACACAUAUGCAAUGGAGGAACUUCUUGACAAGUAUGGGGUAGAUUUGGCUGUGUGGGCACAUGAACACUCAUAUGAGAGGUUGUGGCCAAUGUACAACUUCACUGUCAUGAAUGGUUCAACAACUGAGCCAUACACUAACCCAAUGGCACCAGUACACAUCACAACAGGAUCAGCAGGCUGUGACGAGAUCCAUGAUCACUUCUUGCCGGCACAACCUUCUUGGACAGCUUACCGUUCCAUUGAUUAUGGCUUUACUCGUGUCAAGGUGUUCAACAACACACACUUGAACUGGGAGCAAGUUUCUGAUGAUCUUAAUGGGAAAAUAAUCGACAGUGUGUGGUUGGUGAGGGACAGGCAUGAGUCAUACAAGAAACUUCGACAUGAGGAUAUUUAGACACCUCCAGUGUUGCUUCAGCUACCAAGGUGGAAUUUAUAGAUAUACUGUAUCAGUACAGGUAUUGUGCUCCUCCUUGCCAGACCUCUCCACUUCUGCUUCAUCAUCUGAGGAGAUUAUGAUAUCAGUAUAAUUCCUGUAAUUGUUUAUUGUAUGGUUUAGCUGAUUUGAGAAUUAUAGCAACUUCAGAUAACUUUUGGGAAUUUGUGUUUUGCAAUCAUAUUGGAUUUCAUCAAAAAUCUUUAAAAUUUAAUAGAUGAUUUGUCAUCUCUGAUAUAUACAGUACUUGUAUCAAUGUCUUUGAAUUUCUAGAUAUUCUCAGUGUAUUCACUCUGAGAUGGAGUUUAUAUAUUUGUCCAGCUCUCAGUUUCAUAGAAAUAUCCAUUUUAUUUUUGUUAUAUUGGGGCUACAGUUAUUUAUAUUACUGUACUGUAGUUGUCACAUUUUAAUUAUUUCUGUUUUUUCUAAAUACAGUAUGGAGCAAGAAGGUGUUUUCUCUAAUUUUCUCCCUCUCCUCUUCUCCUCUCUUCCUUUUUCUUUACAACUACCAUCUCCUUAUUUUCCUUUCUCUCUUUUUUGCAUCUCCUGUAGAAGCUCUCUUAAUUUCAUACCCAACCCAAUUCUUUGUGCUCAUAAUCAGUCUCUCUCAUAUACUGUACUCCAUUUCAUAAUUUACUUACUCUGUUUUAAUAUUGGGGGCAUUAUUGAACUUAUUGCAUGAGUAGUGAAGAUAUAGUACAGUGUACAGGGUGUUGGGGUUUAUACAGGGAUACUGAGGGAAUUUUUAUUGGUUGCUCCUUUGCUGCUUUUCUCAUACAUUUUAUUUCACCAUUUUGUCUUUUUUUGUAGUUCUAUCUUGAAACUUUUUAUUUUAUUGUAUUUUUGUUCUUAACUAGCAUACAGCAAUAAUAUUUAUUAUAUUAGCAUAUCUUAUCCAGCUCAUUACUUUUUGGUUUGCAAGUAUUGUACGUACAAGUUUUGUAUAUUAUCUAGUACAUUACUUAUUCUAUUAUGGCAUUUAUAUAGCACACUACAGUAGAGUCUCAGAGUUAACGAGGGUUGUGUUCCUAGGAUAUCUGCGUAAGUGCGAAUUCAUGUACUGUAUAUAUUAUUUGGGUCCUCCCUGAUUAUAUACGUAUAACCCCUUUUUUGUAUUCAAGUAACCAGUGAACAACUACAAAGUUCAAUACACCAUUCCAUAGUGAGUGCAAUAUCUUGACUUUUUCUUCAAAAGUUCUCACAGUAAUGCACUUUUUUAUUUUUCUCAGUCACCACCUCGAGCACUACCAAUAAUUUUCCUCUUAAGGGCCAUGAUUGCUGUAAUAUUCACCAGUAAAGAAAAAUUUAACAAGCGCGAAGGCCUGGGAAAUGAUCACGGAACCAGUGUGGAGAGAAAAGAAGAGCUUGGCAAUAAUUUAACCUACAGUACCAUACAAAUACCCUAAAUGUACAAAUGAACACAAAUAUUAUACCUCCGGUACCAUUUGAACACUUUGAAAAUGUACAAACAAACAUUCAAACCAUCCUCUGGGUGGUGCAACACAAUUCAGCUGGGCUAACUAAGAGACACUUUUGUGGCUGCUGCUGUGCUGCACUGUGUGUAUGCUGUGAUGCCACUUAAGGGGAGGGAAAAUGUGGCGAGUCGGCGACACCAUUACAGCUCACUGCUACAAUACAUACGUUCAUUUCCCACACAUACACACCCAUGCUCUUCAUUUGUCUUAUAUAUAGUUUUAUAUUAUAUUUUCUUUUAUUUACAAACCUCAUUGAAGUAUUGUAAUGAUUUGAUUCGAUUUUUUUUCUCAACAAGCAUGGACAAGUGAUAAACACGCUGAGCUAGUGAGAGAUGCUGGGUGGGUUGGCUCACGUGAGAGCGAGACUCAAGUGUAAGGGCGGGUUCAGAAGGUCAGACGCAUAUAAUUGGGGGACGCGUACUAUGGAUAUUCAUACUCUGCAAUCCCAUUGUACUUGGUAUUUGAAUAACUAAAUACUGAAUAGAUGUGUAUGUGUGUGUGUGUGUGAACCUAUUUUGUUUUUGACAUCAUGACUACAAGUGUAGCAGGUUUUGAGUAUGAAUGUGAGAAUAACAUACAUGGGGUAUCAUCGGUAUAACAAGGCCGCCCAUUUUAUCUCACUUUGUCAAGUCCAUUGCAUCAUGUCAAUGAGCUAAAAAUUAAAAAGGGAGGAAAACAGGAUUACUGUAGAUGGCAAAACUGUGAACUAAAAAUAUUUUAUAAAUGAAUUUUAUUUGACCACUGUAUGGUUGUAUACACCUGUGUUAGCUCAAUUUUAGGUUAUGGAAGUGUUAGUCUAAGGCUGUGAGCGACAUCUUUCUUGUCGGGUCCAAACACCUGGACCACACCAGAUGAUAUUCAGGGUAAGUUAGUUCAGACUCAUUCCUGUGACUCAGUCUCACCAUAUGGGUGCAAACUUUUGUUCGUGGCUGUAUGUGAAUGAAAAAUUUUGCUCUACCAAGUUUAUGAUUGAUUUAGCAUUAGUUUUAAAGAAUGGAGAAAGAUCAUAGAUGUAAAGAGUACACUAUGAGCCUCAUUGGUUGUGUAUACAAUGAAAGUAAGAAGGCUGAAAAACACUACCAAUUUAUAAAACUCAGAGCAACAUGUAAGAAAUUAAAGUACAGUACUGUACAUACUCAGGUGAGAUUGAGUCAUUACAUAAAACAUUUGAACAUGUACUGUACCUGCGAGUUUUGGAAAGAUUGUGAAUGUGGCAUCCUAUACUGGAUGUGAGAAUUAAUUUUCAGUACACUGUAAAUGCACAAUACCGUAUUGUGUAUUUACACUAUUUUAUUUUAUUGUAUUAUAUGCUUCAUACAACAUGAUGCAAUCCACUACAGUUUCUAUUGCUGUUUGCAUGUACAGUAUAGUUUUAUCACUUUAUCUUCAUUCAUAGAACUCUAGUACUCAGGAUCAUCGAUGUAUUCCAGUGGUAGAUUUUAUUGUACAAUACUCAGAGGGCAGGUCAUCUUCCUUUGGGAAUAAAUUUAUUGCAUAAAGGGGAUAAGGUCAUCAUCCUCAAGGGGUUGAUUUCAAUAUUAAUCCAAGACAUGGUGAUAUUUGUAUAAAGUACAGUACAGUACUGUAUGUACAUUAUUAUAUUAUGGUAGCAAUGUUGUGUACUGUAUUAGGUAUGUGUCUCCUUUUAAGACCAAACAAACUACUGUGUGUUAUUUCAGUACAAUAUGCUAACUGACCUUGCAAUGGAGAGGUAACUUUUAGGGUUUUCCCAUUAAAAGAAGGUUACACUUGUAUCCUGUGCCUUUUUCCAGUACAGUAAUUGGAAACCAGGAAAUCCUGUAAGUUUAGGGCUGCUAUAGAUUGAUAUUUUUAUAACACAGUAUCAGAAUAUACUUAAGUGGUAUGUUAAGCAUUUAUAACUCUAGCCAGUAAAGGAAAUACAUAAUGUAAAAAGAUAAAUCCUAACCUUCAGAAUUUUUUUUACUCUGACUGAAACCACAAGGACAGUAAAUUUUUUCUUGUACUGUAUUUUUAUUCAUACAUUUAAUACUGUGAAGAUAAUUAUUAUGGCACUGUAUUAGGUACAGUAUUUAAAAUCAGUAUAGCAUAAUACAAUACUGUAUAUGUAAUGUGUGCACAAAUUGGAAAUAUUAAAGCUGAAUUAUCUUAGAAGUCUAUUAAAGAAUGUCUGUACAACUCUCAUUGUGAAUAUUGCUUAUUAAAUCAAAUACCUUUUGGGAAUGUAAAUGGAAUUAUGGUUCAUUGGUUCUACAGUACGGUAUCUCUAAAAUGGAAUUGACUUUACUUAUUUUAAACUGGGAAGUGACAUCUUGGCAAUAAUCUGGCAAUACAUGUACUAGAUAGUAUUUGCAUUUGUGAGACGAUUAUGUUCUUCUUUCCAUUACUUGUGCUGUAUGUAUUUGGGAUUCUAAGUUCUACUGUAUACAGGAUUUUUCUAAGUAUAUUAUUCUUACUCGGAUUUUACUUUUCAGUUCUUGCAAACAUUGUAAGAUGUAUUUUUUGCUUUGGUAUUUACAGGAAGAUUUGUACAGUGAUAAUAUGAUGAAUACUGAAACAUAUAACUGUGUAAUAUUAUAAACUUCAUUUGAAUUUGAUAUUUCUGACAGUAUUUAUGUCUUUGUUUAUCAUAGACAAGUUUCCCUGUAAUUAAUUCUUGAGUACUGUAUUCAUUUUUAUUGUACAGUAUUGUACAAUGAUUUAAUAAUUAUAAUUAUUGAAGAAGAAAAUGAACAGAAAAUCAAUCAUAUGAUCAUUACCAAAAGUUUUAUGAAAUAAAAUGUAAGAUUGGGAA
Messenger RNA from Homarus americanus (American lobster), 5796 nucleotides. RefSeq names its product acid phosphatase type 7-like. Gene Ontology annotation, molecular function: metal ion binding; acid phosphatase activity. NCBI's taxonomy places the organism in Eukaryota, Metazoa, Arthropoda, Malacostraca, Decapoda, Nephropidae. The record is from RefSeq and is a predicted model, not a curated record. The transcript has 11 exons. Bases 154 to 1509 code for a protein of 451 amino acids.